AUGACGACAAACAGCCGGGUGCAUUUAUACGAAGCCGGAAUCGACACGGCAGCAAUCCCUCAAACAAUCCUGGACGCUAUCUAUGUCACCAUUGGCAUGGGCUAUCAGUAUUUGUGGGUGGAUGAUUUCUGCAUUGUGCAAGACAGCGGGCUGAACAAGGUUACCGAGCUGGGUAAGAUGGCCUCCAUUUACCCAGGAGCCGUCUGCACAAUAUGUGUCAUUGGGGCCAAAGCCGCAACAGAAGGCUUCUUGCGACAGGCCUACCCGGAGCGACUUCUCCGACCAAGACAUCUUUCACAGUCUGAUUCUUAA
Messenger RNA from Penicillium robsamsonii, 312 nucleotides. RefSeq lists its product as uncharacterized. NCBI's taxonomy places the organism in Eukaryota, Fungi, Ascomycota, Eurotiomycetes, Eurotiales, Aspergillaceae. The transcript has a single exon. The coding region runs from base 1 to 312 and encodes 103 amino acids. The record is from RefSeq and is a predicted model, not a curated record.